AUGAAUGCCCUCAAGGACAAGAUUCGGAAUUUGAUCAAUGCCGCAAUGGCCAGCAAGUCUGGGCCAAAACGCAUCCUUGCAUUUGAUCCCAAUGCACCAGGCCGUCGUCUUUUUCCCUCUGAUACGCCAAAGAACAACGGACAUUGGGAAAUCCGGCUUGACGCAGGAGAACGCCGAAAGGAUAACCCCAACUUAGUGGCUAUACACCUUCAAAUCAACCGAGAAGCCAAAACUAAAGGACUUAAAGACCUGUUAAAAUCCAAUGGAACGCACCACACGUACUCGACAGCAUGGGUUGAUGUAACACAGCCACCUACUCAGGCAGCUGCCGACAAACUCAUUGAUGACCUGAUUGAAAAUCUGGAAGUUUAACCGAAGUGCAAAUUUUUCUUUUCACCUUGCAAUGUCUUCAACUUUGGCUUUGAACCUAGGAGGGAUAAUUAUUUUUGCAUAGCUACAUUUAUGUAUUUAAGGAUAACUAUCUAUAUGUAUGUAUUGAAUAUUCAAAGGCUGUAUUUUUUUGCUUUAUGUUCUCGUAGAGAAGGUAUAAUUAGCUAGAACCCAGAGCAAAUGUUACAAAUGCUCAGUAGUGACUAGAACUUACUAAAAUGAUAAACGUAAUAUUACAAUAACAUACUAUCUCUAUAUUUUGUCUGGCAUUAGUAAUCUCAGAAGAAGUAAAUGAAAUAAACUUUAAAAUAUAUGAAUUCGGUAAUUAGGCUAGUCAACCUUAACUUUGCAUA
Trichophyton rubrum CBS 118892 is the source of this 743-nucleotide messenger RNA. RefSeq lists its product as uncharacterized. The transcript has a single exon. The coding region runs from base 1 to 372 and encodes 123 amino acids. The record is from RefSeq and is a predicted model, not a curated record. NCBI's taxonomy places the organism in Eukaryota, Fungi, Ascomycota, Eurotiomycetes, Onygenales, Arthrodermataceae.